CUCUCUCGUCUCUGGCGCUCACAACUUUCAAGUUUUCUUUUUUCUCUCUCUCUCUCUCUCUCUUUCUCUCUCGAGCUUCGCAUUACCAUUUCUCUCUCACACACCCCGCAUGCGAGUCUUUCACCUGAAGUUGCAGCCACAGUUUCGUACUACCUGAGCUCAGCCUCCGCCACGUGUACCAAAACGCCAUACAAUGACUGUGUUCUCCGGGAAACAGGUUUUUCCGGUGGACUACGAGGCCGAAGUCUCGCAACGCCUUCUAGAAGCUUCGCUCUCCGGCGAUCUGAAGUCGGCGUUGGAGCUCAUCGCCGAUCCGUAUGUCGACGUUAACUUCGUCGGCGCCGUGUGCCUGAAGAGCAGGAAGGCCGAGGUGAUACCGUGCGAUGAAUCGGCGAGUCAGGUCCGAGUCGAGUACAACGAGUUCAAGACUGACGUCACCGCCUUGUUCCUCGCCGUACACUCCGGCAACGUCUCCCUCGUGAAGAAGCUACUGAGCAUUGGAGCUGAUGUGAAUCAGAAACUCUUCAGGGGCUUUGCGACAACAGCAGCAGUGAGGGAGGGCUACCUUGAGAUUCUUGAUAUCUUACUUAGAGCUGGGGCAUCACAGCCAGCUUGUGAAGAGGCUGUGCUGGAGGCUAGCUGUCAUGGUCAUGCAAGGCUUGUGGAGCUGCUUAUGGGCUCUGAUCUGAUCCGGCCCCAUAUUGCUGUGCGUGCUUUUGUCACAGCAUGCUGCAGUGGGUUUGUGGAUGUAGUAGACACUCUCAUGAAGUGUGGUGUGGAUGCCAGUGCAGCUGACCGGGUCCUGCUUCAGUCAUCUAAGCCUUCUGUUCACAUGAAUGUUGACUGUACUGCACUUGCUGCUGCUGUGGUUAGUAGGCAGGCCCCCAUCGUCCGUUUGCUACUCCAGGCUGGAGCUAGGACGGACAUCAAAGUGAAGUUGGGUGCAUGGUCUUGGGACAUGGCAACAGGGGAAGAAUUUCGAGUAGGUGCAGGGUUGGCAGAGCCUUACGCCAUCACCUGGUGUGCAGUGGAGUAUUUUGAAGUGAGUGGUGAAAUUCUGCGCAUGCUCCUACAACAAAACUCUUCUGAUUUUCCUCAUUAUGGAAGAACCCUCCUUCACCACGCUAUCCUAUGUGGCAAUGAAGAAGCUGUUAAGGUGCUCUUAAGUUGUGGUUCCAAUGUAGAAUGCCUUGUUAAGACAACCAAGAAAAUUGAGUUUCGCCCUAUACACAUGGCUGCUCGUCUUGGAUUAUCAACCAUUCUUCAAUGCCUAAUUGACUCUGGUUGUGAUCUAAACUCAAAAACAGAUUGUGGUGACACGGCCUUGAUGAUCUGUGCAAAAUAUAAGCAUCAAGAGUGUCUCAGAGUGUUGGCCAAGGCUGGUGCUGACUUUGGCUUGGUCAAUGUUGUUGGUCAGUCUGCAAGUUUAAUUGCUGGAUCAAACCAGUGGUCCCUUGGUUUUCAACAAGCAGUAUUAGAUGUAAUCAAAACUCGAAAGAUACCAAGAUCCAGAAGUAUGUCUGUUUUCUGUCCACUAAUAUUUGCAGCCCAAACUGGUGAUGUUCAGGCUUUGGAAAUUCUGAUCAGUUGGGGAGGAUUUAAUCUUGAUUAUCAGGACGAAAAUGGUUUGUCAGCAGUCAUGAUUACUGCUCUGAAGGGUCAUGUUGAAGCAUUCAGGUUGCUGGUCUAUGCAGGGGCUGAUGUAAAGCUGCACAACAAAUCUGGCGAAACUGCAAUCACCUUAUCUGAGUUAAAUCAGAAUCACGACUUGUUUGAGAAGGUCAUGCUAGAAUUUGCUCUUGAAAAGGGUAAUCGCAAUGCAGGAGGGUUCUAUGCUUUACAUUAUGCUGCUCGACGUGGUGACUUGGAUGUGGUUAGAUUGCUUACCAGCAGAGGCUAUGAUGUAAAUGUCCCUGAUGGGGAUGGUUACACUCCACUCAUGUUAGCUGCCAAGGAAGGCCAUGGUUCAAUGUGUGAGCUCUUGAUCUCACAUGGGGCCAAUUGCGAUAUUAAGAAUGCUAGAGGUGAAACUGCCCUCUCACUUGCAAGGAAAAUCGUUGGCAGGAAAAAUGAUGCAGAGAGUGUGUUACUAGACGAGCUUGCGCGCAAGUUAGUAUUGGGUGGUGCCCAAGUACAAAAGCACACUAAGGGAGGCAAAGGAAGUCCACAUGAAAAGGAGAUGAGAAUGGUGGGGUCUUCAGGGGUGUUGCAAUGGGGAAAGUCAAGCCAGAGAAAUGUGAUUUGUCGGGAUGCAGAGGUCGGGCCUAGUCAUGCCUUUAGGAAGAAUAGGAAGAGUAAGGGUGACGCCGACGAACCUGGUAUUUUUAGGGUGGUGACUACCAAGAACAAGGAGGUGCAUUUUGUGUGCAAGGGUGGGUAUGAAACAGCUGAACUUUGGGUGAGGGGUAUAAAGCUUGUGACCAAAGAGGUUAUUUUUGGUAAGCGGAAGGAAACAUAGUUUGAAGUAGGCAGUAUGUAUAGAUGUUUGGAGGAAUACUUCAUCUCGAAGUAUGUUAAAUCCUGUUUUUAAAUUGUAAAGGUUUUGGUACCCAGUAGUUGUAAAUUAGUUCACCUUUCUCAAGUGAAAAUUUGUUACAUUUUGAGCCA
This is a messenger RNA of Quercus robur (English oak), 2607 nucleotides long. RefSeq lists its product as uncharacterized. The record is from RefSeq and is a predicted model, not a curated record. The coding region runs from base 194 to 2458 and encodes 754 amino acids. The transcript has 4 exons. Gene Ontology annotation, molecular function: protein binding. NCBI's taxonomy places the organism in Eukaryota, Viridiplantae, Streptophyta, Magnoliopsida, Fagales, Fagaceae.